Malaya genurostris is the source of this 1194-nucleotide messenger RNA. RefSeq lists its product as uncharacterized. NCBI's taxonomy places the organism in Eukaryota, Metazoa, Arthropoda, Insecta, Diptera, Culicidae. Bases 1 to 1194 code for a protein of 397 amino acids. The transcript has a single exon. The record is from RefSeq and is a predicted model, not a curated record.
AUGGCGAACAGAAACGAGCGCUUGUUAGAUCUUAUCCUCGCAAAUGACAUCGCUUUACCGGUCAGUACCGUCACUCUACCUAUCGUGCCACUGAUUGAUCUCGACCUCGACCAUCCCGCUCUUGCUGUGGAGUUUAAGGUGCCCAUUCCAAAUGAGUAUGACGAACCGUCUAUUUCGUACUCUCUGGACUUUCGCCGAGCAGACUACACUGAACUGAAUGACAUGCUUUCAGCUGUUAACUGGCAAUUUAUUGAAACGUCAACUAAAAUCAAUGACGCCGUAGAAUAUUUUUGCGAUGCGGUGGAAAAUGUUGUUUCCCGUACUGUUCCCGUCAGUCGCCCUCCUAAAAAACCACCGUGGACAAAUAGACGCUUACGCGCUCUUAAACGGACGCGAUCGUCAGCUCUUCGAAAGUUUUGUAGUUUCCGAUCUUCGUAUUUCAAACAACAACUAAAAAUCGCUACCAGUCGAUACCGCCGUUACAAUAUGUUCCUAUAUCGGCGCUAUAUAAGACGUACUGGACUCAAUCUCCGUCGAAACCCUAAACUUUUUUGGUCUUUUGUGAAUUCAAAAAGAAGAGAGACUGGUCUUCCGCACUCGAUGUUUUUCGGAAAUCAAACAGCCUGCACCGAGAAGGAAAAGUGUGAUUUAUUUGCGCAUCACUUCAAGGAUGCAUUUCAUGACAAUUCUGCAACACAGAUUCAAAUUGACGAGGCAACUGCUGGUGUACCACGUGAUAUAUUUAAUUUCCAUAUUCCUCCCAUAACUGAGCAAAUGGUCGAGACAGCAAUUCGAAAAUUAAAGCUAUCGUUCGCUGCUGGUCCUGAUGGUAUUCCUUCAUCUGUGUUGAAACGUUGCGCAGGAGCACUCAGUUAUCCAAUAUCGAAAUUGUUUAAUCUUUCAACUUUACAAAGCGAGUUUCCUUCACGAUGGAAGUUUUCCUAUAUGUUCCCGGUUCACAAAAAGGGCGAUAAACGUGACAUUUCCAACUAUCGCGAUAUUACGUCUUUGUGUGCAUGUUCGAAGCUAUUCGAAAUUAUCGUAAACGAUAUUUUGUUUGCCAGUAGCAGAACCUACAUAGAUAAUGAACAGCACGGGUUUUACCCGAAACGAUCGGUUACAUCGAAUCUUAUGAUAUUCACCUCAAAAUGCGUGCUCUGGAUGGUAAAUCGAUGCAGCGUAUAUGGAUCUUAA